AUGGCCAUGGCGACGACAUCGCUGCUCCGGACUGCUGCAGGCCCUGCGCGGUGGACGCUGCUCGAGGCGCCGAGCCGCUCCUUCUCAUCGUCGAGUGCAGCAUGCGCAGCCAAGAAGGGGGCGCCCAAGGUGCAGCAGAAGCGCAAGACGCCCAUCCGCAAGUCCGCCGGUUCCUCGGGCCCGCGAUCACCGCGACGGGGGCAGACCAAGUCGGCGGGCGUGCACGAGGGCCUGUCCAAGACGAACCCGUUUGUCAAGCCGGUCGCUGACAUGUCAUUCCUCGCCACGCUCCUGCCCGAGCAGGCGACAGAGGCCAACGUCGGCCAGGUCAUGGCGUGGAGCGAGCGGACGCUGGAGGCGACGAGAAUACAGGGCUUUGGCCUGACGCGCGAGAUGGCCAGAGAGUUCAAGAGACAACCGAGACCGCGGACGCUGCUCCGGCCACAGUCGCUCCGCCUCUUCAACCACCUCGACUCGUCGGUCGAGGGAGCGACCGGCCAGACGACGCUUCUCCAAGGCCCGCUGGGUGCCGGUGCAUCGACGCUGCUCCUCCAGGCCGUCUCGUACGCGCUCGAGUCCGACUGGCUCGUCGUCUACAUCCCCCGCGGCAUCAACCUCGUCGACAGCUCCUCGCCCUUUAUCUACUCGUCGUCGAUGCAGACCUACGUCCAGCCCGAGGCCAGCCGGGCGCUGUUGGGUCGCAUUCUCUCUGUCAAUGGCGCGGACAAGCUGCGGGAGAUCCCCGUCGACGAGGGCUCUUCUUCUUCGUCAUCGUCCUUGGCCGAUGUGAUCAAGCAGGCGUUGGGCGAGCAGCAGCAGCCCGCGGCGCUGCAGCGCACCCUCGAGACGGCCCUGCGGACGCUGGUGCAGCAGCGGCAGCGGCCCCUGCUGCUGUGCCUCGACGGCGCCCAGGCCUACUUUUCCACGACAAAGUACCGCGACGCAGACUACCGCCGACUGCAGGCGUACGAGCUGGGCCUGACACGGACGGUGCUGUCAUGCAUGCGCACCCAGGGCGCCGGCAGCUUUGGCGGCGUCCAGCGCGGCCUCGCCCUCGCGGCACCGAGCCCGCAGCACGCCGAGUGGUGGCCCUGGACGCUCUCCGACGACACCCACCGGCUGCACCACGCCGAGGCGGCCUUUGCCAGGCUCGACAUUGGCCGCCACUUUACCAACGACGAGGCCGCAAGCCUGUUUGACGUCGCGCGCCGCGAGCUCAACCGCGGGCCCGAGGCCAUCAACGACGAGUCCUACCUCGCCCGGCUGGCCACCAGCGGCGCCAGCCUGUCCGUCUUUGAGCGCAGUCUGAACGUGCAGCAGUAG
Molecule: messenger RNA, 1323 nt
Organism: Acaromyces ingoldii
Lineage: Eukaryota; Fungi; Basidiomycota; Exobasidiomycetes; Exobasidiales; Cryptobasidiaceae
Exons: 2
Coding region: 1-1323 (440 amino acids)
Cellular component (GO): mitochondrial small ribosomal subunit
Molecular function (GO): structural constituent of ribosome
Source: RefSeq, a predicted model, not a curated record